Messenger RNA from Trichoderma reesei QM6a, 795 nucleotides. RefSeq lists its product as uncharacterized. Gene Ontology annotation, biological process: translation; mitochondrial translational initiation. The record is from RefSeq and is a predicted model, not a curated record. Lineage: Eukaryota; Fungi; Ascomycota; Sordariomycetes; Hypocreales; Hypocreaceae. Gene Ontology annotation, molecular function: structural constituent of ribosome. The transcript is spliced from 2 exons. Gene Ontology annotation, cellular component: mitochondrial small ribosomal subunit; ribosome. The coding region runs from base 1 to 795 and encodes 264 amino acids.
AUGGCGACGAAGCAGCGUCACGCCGGCUUUGUCGAGGAGAGGACGGGAGUUGUGGUUUCUCGGGCCGCAUCACUGAGACCCGGCAGCGUGAUGCUGUCCCGAAUAGCCGCUCCAGCGCAGGCCCGCGCCUUUUCCACAUCACUGGCAAUGCGCUUCAACGCCUCAAGGCCGCUCUUCGACGGCAACGACAGAAUCAACCCUCUGGUCGGAAACUUUACUCCCCCGACUCCCGCCCCAAAGCCUGCCGCAGCCGCAGCAGCACCAAAGCCUCAAGCAGAGAAAGCACCAGCAUCUACGGCCGACUUCGUCCCUCCUCCCCCUCCCCCUCCACCUCCCGCCGACUCAGCAUCGCCAUCAGCCUCCUCUGAAAAGUCUUCUUCCUCCUCAUCCUCGUCUACGCAAUUCCCCUACACGGCCGCCGACUCCUCCGCCCCUUUCAACUUCGACAUUGCCGAAAUCGUCGCUGCCCGCUCCGCAGCCUACGGCCAGUCGCUCAACGUCGGCGACCCCCUCCUCCGCCCAAAGGUCCGCACCGAGGCCGUCUCCGGCCGCACCGUCUUCAUCAGGGACCGCCUGUCGCCGACGUCGGCGCCCACGCCUGCCGUGGCGAUCCGCGUCCUGGAGAGGAUGUGCCGCGAGCAAAAGGUGCGCAACAAGUACCACUCGCAAAAGUUUCACGAGAGGAAGGGCUUGAAGAAGAAGAGGUUGAGGAGUCAGCGGUGGAGGGCAAGGUUCAAGACAGGCUUCAAGGCGGCGGUUAGCAAGGUUAUGGAGUUGAAGAAGCAGGGGUGGUAA